This is a messenger RNA of Coniophora puteana RWD-64-598 SS2, 2028 nucleotides long. RefSeq lists its product as uncharacterized. The record is from RefSeq and is a predicted model, not a curated record. NCBI's taxonomy places the organism in Eukaryota, Fungi, Basidiomycota, Agaricomycetes, Boletales, Coniophoraceae. The transcript is spliced from 5 exons. The coding region runs from base 1 to 1812 and encodes 603 amino acids.
AUGAUGCUCUUGCUGAAGAAGGCCAUCAAGCCCCUGCACCGGCCCAAAGCGUUGGUCGAAAUCGCACAGCUGUGGCAGGCAGGAGAGAAGCGCGGAUUGGCUGCGGACUUUUCGGUCGCAACGCAUACGUCGAUCGCGGGAAACGCACUGCGAAGAGAUUCACAGUCAAACAUUCAUGAAUGCAUGACGAACCGAUGGAAGUUGCCAGGGGCGACCUGGGGAAACAAAGCCCUGAUCGCUCCUGGGCCCCCAAUGCACCGCGUUCUCCUCAUCAACGAGAUUCUCCACAACAUCGCUGAGCAAAGCACCCGCCGCGAUUCCUUGUGCAAGCGUACGAAACAAAGCCAAGGGGAUAGAGGUAGCAAAGUGGUUUUUAAACUGCGCCGUAUCUUCACCCCUCCGGACUGGAUGGUCCUUGUAGACCAUGCUAAACAUGUUGUAACCCUUCAGUUCUUGCACCGACGUCAUGAGGAUAUUGACAUCGACUUCUUCCGUUCCAUGGCCUACCCUCCCAUUGCCGGUGCCCUGUUCCCUAAGCUGAAACAAGCGACCUGGAAUGACGGCCGUCUUGCGGCCUUUCCGUUUCUACGCAUUCUCUUAAGCCCAUCCAUCACCUCGCUAUCAAUUACCGGGAAUAUAGAACUUGACAUGCAAAACUCGGCCAUUCUUGCUUCACUUGGGAGCAUAUGUCCCGCUUUAAAAAGGCUAUAUUUCUUCCCUCAUAAAGCGUUGAGCAGCAGGGCUCCUAUCUCGGCCCUCUCACAGGCUGUCACUUUGUGGAGCCAGUUGCGAGAGUUAGACUGUGGCCCCCUCAAUGAAGAAGCCAUACGCCACCUUGCCAGUCUAUCGUCUCUUCGUAGUCUAGAAUUCUAUCUUUCGGGUUCCAUAGCCGCUGCACUGGCCAAAUCACCGUUACACGAUGACUCUUUCGACGGCUUGAACUACUUGGCUAUAGAUGACUCGCGAGGUUUUGAGGCCACCGCCAAGCUGCUAAAGACCGUUCGCCUGCAAUCUGCUACCCUGUCCUUCCACUCAGCUCCAUUCGAUGUCGGUAUAACUAGUCUCUGUCAAGCCUUGGUGAAGAAUUGCAACAAGGAUACUUUGAAGGACCUUACGAUAAAAGAAGGGCGUGGUGGACGAGACGAGUCUCUAGAAUAUCAAAUAUCCUACCAGACUUUGAGACCUCUAUUCUGUUACCGACAUUUACACUCACUUACCAUCGAUACCUCGCGGAGCACAACACUUGACGACGUUGCCCUCCUCAACAUAGGCAAAGCAUGGCCGCAGCUCUCCUUCCUGCACAUCAACCCCCAAUCAGGCUGGAUCAUUCCCUCCAAUGUGACACUUAAAGGGCUAGCAUCACUGCUGGGCCUCUGCCCUAAGCUGGAGAACCUUGCUCUCGCUAUCAAAACUGACAACAAUGACGAUGGCGAUGAUGACGACCGCGCCAGCAACUACAUCACGAGCCGUCUCGAUACAUUGAACGUGCUCGACUCAGAACUGGCUACUGAUGAUGUCCUCGAGGUAGCUUCGUUCAUGUCCGAUGUUGUCCCAAACCUGGGCUGCUUGAUUGCUUGGGACGGCAUGCUGAUUGACGAAGAAGAUGCGGACGAUUACAGGCACCGGUGGGACCAGGCAUUUGAAGCCAUGGGGGCGUUCGUGCGUGCGAGGAAGAUGGAGCGGAAGAGGUGGACAGGCCGAACUUCACCUACUGUUGGCGAGCUGGUCGUAUCGGACGAUGAAGAAGGGUCACAAGGAGACUCUCUGGCCGGAUCCUUAGCAGACACAAGCUCAUCGGGAGACCACGACUAAUCAAUCAACGAGCCGACAUGAUGUGCUUUUCUCUUAGAAGUUGCUAUAAGAAGGAAAGAUCGCUUUUGCUACCAUCCAUGCGCAUAUAUCGAAUGAUACUUCGUCACCAUGAUUUGAGUGCAGUUCUUCUCUUGUCGAGCCCCUUUUGCUAUCAUGUAUGCCGUGCAUACCAUAUGACUCCUCGGCGUCGGCGAAAUCUCUUACUGUGAACCUCAG